Polyodon spathula (Mississippi paddlefish) is the source of this 2461-nucleotide messenger RNA. RefSeq names its product arginine/serine-rich coiled-coil protein 2-like. The coding region runs from base 101 to 1357 and encodes 418 amino acids. The record is from RefSeq and is a predicted model, not a curated record. Lineage: Eukaryota; Metazoa; Chordata; Actinopteri; Acipenseriformes; Polyodontidae. The transcript has 10 exons.
ACAUCCUGGCGUUUGCAGGGGGUGCUUUGAGCUCAGAGACGGCGGAGCAGAGCAGAGAAACUUCGGAUUUUACACAUUUUAUACCCCGCAUAGGUCAAACAUGGCGGCAAGUGAUACAGAUCAGGAGAGGUCGUCGGUGAAUAAAUCAUCCCCAGACUUGGAUAAGAAGAAGGACAGCACAGAAUCGUCGAAAUAUUCAAGAAAUUCAAAACAUCACCAUUCAAGGUCUCGUUCACGAUCAAGAGACAGGGACAGAAAGAGAAAGUCAAAUGACAAGAGGCACAAGCGAAGCCGCAGCAGGAGCAAAGAGGCACGAAGAAAAGAGUCUGAAGACAAAUCUUCCAAAUCGCACAAGUCUGAAGACCAACAUGAUAGGGAACAUGUCGCUGAGAAGGGACGGGAAAGGCUGAGUUCUGAAAACGGAGAAGACAGGCACAGGCGGAAAGAAAAGAAAUUGUCAAGAGGAAGAAGCUUCUCCAGAUCUAGAUCAAGGGAAAGACGGCAUCGCAGCAGAAGUCGAGACAGGAAGAAAUCUCGUUCCAGAAGCAGGGAGAAGCGAUCGAGGAGCAGAGACCGAAAACGGCGUGUCAAGUCACGCUCGCGCUCCCGAUCCAAACACAGGCACAGAAGCAGAAGCAAGAGCAAAAGCCGAGAGAGGAAGAAAAGAACCGACAAAGCACGUCGAUACAGUAGGAGUCGGAGUAGGACCGCAAGUCCACCUGCUUUCCGAGGACGUAACACUGCAAUGGAUGCACAGGAAGCACUAGCUAGAAGGUUUUGUAGAUUGGAAAGAGCCAAAAAAUUACAAGAACAGAAGGAGAAGGAAAUGGUAGAGAAACAAGAGAUUGUUGCUGCAGUAGCAACUGGAGGAUCUGUUCUGAAUGUCGCAGCACUCCUUGCUUCUGGAGCUCAGGUGACGCCUCAAAUAGCAAUGGCUGCACAGAUGGCGGCAUUGCAGGCCAAAACACUGGCAGAGACUGGAAUAGCUGUUCCUAGCUACUACAACCCAACAGCAGUUAACCCAAUGAAGUUUGCUGAGCAAGAAAAGAAAAGGAAAAAGCUGUGGCAAGGAAAAAAAGAAGGGGACAAAUCACAGACUGCCGAGUUGUGGGAAAGGCUUAACUUUGGGAACAAGGACCAAAAUGUUAAAUUCCGAAAGCUCAUGGGCAUAAAAGGUGAAGAAGAAAUUCCAACGCCAACCAUAACUGAUGAGGAAGGUUUAAGAACUCUGAAGCAACAGGAGGAAGUUUUCAGGAAUCUGGACGUACAGUACGAAAUGGCACGCUCACAGACUCACACACAGAGAGGAAUGGGACUGGGUUUUGGGUCUUCAGUGAGAGGAAUGGAUGCAGUUUAAUACCUUAGCAUUCUGCCUAUUUAGCAUCGCUUUUUGGCAACGCUGGAAACUUUGUUAAAGCUUUGUGUUCUGAUGUAAAUUCCUAGUUUACCGACAAAGCUAGUAGCCUAGCUUGCAUGGUUGUUCCAUUGGGUAUAUAAUUUAUUGAAGAAAAAAUACACGUUAACAUUCAUCUGUAAAUAAUUGGUCUGUGAUGUUGAUCAACUCAGCAACCAGUUUCUGUACAUCUUUUAAAAAUUAUGCAAUGGUUGUUUAAAAAAUUCAUUUUGAGGAAGAGGAGAUAGCAAUAGAGCUUUGAAAAUCCUUGCGUUUUCAUUGUCUCUCUGCUUUUUUGUACUUAAACUUGUACAGAUAUUUUCAUUUGUUGAAAUGUGAGUGGAACAUUGUGGCAAUGUAAAGUUGAAUGGUUCAGUCAAUUACUGCUUGAAUUGCCAAAUGGCACAUUAUCCAGCGUGAAUCCUUCAGUAAUAAAACAAGUGAUUUUUUUUUUUUGUAGUUUGUGGAGUAUUUGUACAAAUGUACAGUAUUUAAGGAGUCAAGGAGAUUAAACCUGGGACAUAAUCAAGUGUAAACCAGACUUCCAAACCUUUGAUCAAGUAGUAUUCUGGUGCUAAAUUUACUCUUGAUGGUGGGAGUUAGAAAUGUACAAAGAAGUUAUGCAAAUGCAUGAUAAUAGCUCUUGUUGUAAAUAGUGUUUAAGUAUAACUUCAGAAUAGCACACUUUCUGUUUCAAUUGAUGUCAUGGCCUCUGUGUCUGUCAUUGUCUUCAAAACUGAAUAUGUUUCGCCCUGUAGCUUUAACUUUUUAUACAUAUUUUUGGGGAAUUCCUUCUGUUGUUGUUUCAUUAUUUUAAAACCAAGCCACUUAUUAAUCUUAAAAUAAACGCUACUUUGCCAGGACUUGAAUGUCUUUGAUGCCAUCUUAAGUCAGUUGGAUAUUGCUCUUGAGACUUGGAAGUUUUUAAAAAUAGGUUGCCAUAAAGUUGUUGUUUUGGGAUCUCUUGAAUGUGUAUUAAACCUUAUUUUAGAAGAUCUUGCUGAUUCCAUUCUCAAGUAUGGUGCCUGUAAGGCUUUUAAGUAAUCAUCCAAUAAAUGGGCUGCAAAG